Messenger RNA from Arachis duranensis, 2077 nucleotides. RefSeq names its product carbon catabolite repressor protein 4 homolog 5. Bases 95 to 1498 code for a protein of 467 amino acids. Gene Ontology annotation, molecular function: 3'-5'-RNA exonuclease activity. The transcript is spliced from 14 exons. The record is from RefSeq and is a predicted model, not a curated record. Lineage: Eukaryota; Viridiplantae; Streptophyta; Magnoliopsida; Fabales; Fabaceae.
UUGACUAAUUUCUCCAAAGCAACCACCGGAGCGAAGACUCGUCCCUGAACCCUAAUUCGCCGCACGCUCCACCGCCAUCAACUUCUCCGACGACAUGGCCAGACGCAACGACAGACUACCUCCACCGGAAAAUCCAAACACCGAUUACCGGUUAAAGUGGAGAAGACCUCAUCGUUCGGGACCAUCAGAUGCUCACUUUAAACGGCGCCGGUUGGCGCCGAAGUCGGAAACUUCGAACGGAACCCACAAACCUCACCGGUUGAACCGGUUUCAAGCCUUUAGUUCUUCGUCCCAAAAUCGUAGAAAGAAGAGAAGAGUUGGAAAAUCCGGCGGCAGCAGCAGCCGCGGAGCGUGUUCCCGAAGAUGGGUUUUUUCUUCCGCAGAUUGUUCCAACUGCAAUGAUAAGGUUACUAUAGUUUCAUACAACAUACUCGGUGUUGAAAAUGCGUCAAAGCAUCUGGAUUUGUAUGCGAAUACUCCACGUAGUUUCUUGGAGUGGGAGAGGCGGAAAAGGCUCAUAUUUGAAGAGAUCAAUACCUACAAUGCAAGCGUGUUGUGUUUCCAGGAGGUUGAUCAUUUCAAUGACCUGGAUAAUCUAUUCCAAAACAAUGGCUUCAAAGGUGUUUAUAAGGCUCGCACAGGGGAUGCGCAUGAUGGUUGUGCUUUAUUCUGGAAAGACAAAUUAUUCACUCUUUUGCAUCAAGAAGAUAUAGAGUUCCAAAGAUUUGGUCUCCGUAACAAUGUUGCUCAGCUUUGCGUUUUGGAGGCACGAAAUGAUAAACCAGAAUCCGAAACAUCUGGACUAACAACAGUGACAUCAUCUACCCAAAGAAAAAGAUUUGUAAUAGGAAAUAUACAUGUGCUCUUCAACCCAAAUCGUGGAGACAUCAAACUUGGCCAGGUCAGACUUUUACUUGAUAAAGCUUACAAGUUAUCAGAAGAAUGGGGUAGUAUCCCUGUUAUUAUUGCUGGGGAUUUAAAUAGUCUUCCACAGAGUGCAAUAUAUGAAUUCCUGGCUUCUUCCAAGCUAGACAUCCAAUUGCAUAAUCGCAAAAAUAUGUCCGGACAACUUGAAAUACAGUCCAAUAGCAGAGUUUUCAGAUCACAGAUUGGUUAUGAAGCGAGCAUUUCAAUAUCCCGUUCAAGGCAAUUUCUUCAUGGAUGGACCAUGGAAGAGCUAAACCUUGCAGCUGGCGCAAUUGGAGUCACCAAUCUUCAGCAUCAUCUAAACCUCCGCAGUGCUUACAGUGGUGUUCCUGGAAACCAUGGUACAAGAGAUGAUAUUGGGGAGCCCUUGGCAACAUCAUACCACUCCAAGUUCAUGGGAACUGUUGAUUAUAUUUGGCAUUCGGAGGAACUCACUCCAGUAAGAGUUCUUGAAACCUUGCCCAUUGAUAUUCUUAGAAGAACUGGAGGACUCCCCAGCGAGCAAUGGGGAAGUGACCACCUUGCUCUUGUAUGCGAAUUAGCUUUUGCAAAUAAUGGGACGGUGUCAUGAUUGUUUCAAUCUGCAACUCUAACCGUUCGGCGUUCCCUGGAUAUGUGGGGUCCAUCCGAGCUUAAAAAGCUUAUUAACAAGGGUGGAGCUUGAGGGAGCCAAAGCAUUACAGCGCAUCUCGUUAAAUCCUACAGUUGAUGUCUGCUCUCUUCCUCCUCGGACAUCCCUUGCGCGGCACAGUUAUUUCAUCACAAAGAAGCAUAUCAUUAAGUAGGAUUGUGAAUUGCACCUGAUGAUUGGAAGUAAAUAUCAUGUCACAAACGAGCUGCAAACCCUCCUCACCAGCACCGAUGUUGCAUGCAAAUGCUUUCAGAUGCUUCAAGCAAUUUCUGCAUAGUGAAAGGGCUAGGUAUGCACUGGUUGAGUUUCAGAGAGUAUUCUAAUUGAGGGCCUCAUCACCCUUUUUUAGCUAUGAUUGUAGAACUCCAAUUCAAUACAAAUUAUGGCAUAAUGUUUAAACCUUCCUACAUUGCAACUCCUUGAUAUUAUGUUAAAAACAUCAGUUUUGUUAAGUCACAUCAUUCUUGUAAUUUUUUUUCUUUUGUUUGCUCAAGUUUCAUGGAACGGCCUAUAACACUA